CGCCAGUAGUUUCUUGGUAAGCUUGGAUCGUAUAGUCUUCUUAAGAAACUCAAAAAGAAGAUGUUUCUAGCAGAAGAUUUGCUUUGCAAACCCCAUGUCUUCAUGUGAUUUAUCAUUUAUUUAAGGAAUUUAAAGAAGUAAAGAAAACCAUGGAUCCGUGGCAAGUUUUCUGCGGAGAAAAGGCGUGUAUCUGCAUCGGCCACAUACUCAUCAUUUCUGCAAAUGUUUUGCUUCUGUUAUUUCUUGCAUAUCUCCACUCUCGAAAGCUUUCGUCGAGAAAGAAUGUGGUGUCGUCUGCAAGCAACUCCUCCAGAUUAUUGCUGGUGUGUUGCUGCAGUUUGAAUGGCGGUUUGGGUGCGGGUUACUUUUGCUUGGCGGUUUGGAAAGUCGUCGAGAAUUCGAGUGUUUUGCCUCUGCAUUCAUGGUUAGUGUUGGUGUUACAAGGAUUCACAAUGCUGUUUCUGGGGUUGUCUGUCAGCAAGAAGCAGCAGACCACCUUAAUUUCCUCAGUGGUGAAAGUGUGCUUUUUGGAGGCCUUAGUGGUUGGAUUUCUCUGCUUCUUGUCUAUCUGGGAACUGAUUCUGAACAAAGUUGUGUAUGUUGAAUCAGUUCUCAACGUUUUAUCGCUUCCCGGGAUGGUUCUUCUGCUCAUCUGUGCAUACAAGGAGCAAAGGGUAUCAGAUGAUUGUUACUACGAAGCACUUGAAGAACAACAGAAUGUGACUGGAUUUGCUAAAGCCGGGUUUCUAAGCAAGAUGGCGUUUUGCUGGUUAAGCCCAGUGUUGAAGAAAGGCAAGGAGAGAACUCUAGGCGAUCGAGACAUCCCGGAGUUGAGACCAGAUGACCGGGCCGGGACAUUGCACUGUUUGUUUAAGGAGCAAAUGAACAGACAGAAACAGGCUAAUAAUCAUCCUAGUUGUCGUCGGGGUUCUGUUUUCUGGUCGAUAGUUGCCAGCCAACGGAGAGGUGUUCUUGUUUCGGGAGCAUUUGCACUUGUUAAGAUCCUGACAGUGUCCACAGGGCCAAUUUUUCUUUAUGAAUUCAUAGAAGUUGCAAAUGGGAGAGGGGCCUUUGAAUAUGAAGGCUAUGCUCUCACUGCAGGGAUUCUUCUUGCAAAAUGCCUAGAAUCACUGGCAGAAAGGCAAUGGUUUUUCAGGACUAGACUGAUUGGGCUGCAAGUAAGAUCACUGUUAACUGCAGCCAUCUAUGAGAAGCAACUGAGCCUUUCGAGCACCACUAAGACCACUCAUUUGCCCGGGGAAAUAAUGAACUAUGCCACAGUUGAUGCUUACAAAAUCGGGGAGUUCCCGUUUUGGUUCCACCAGAUAUGGACAACAGGCAUCCAGAUUUGUUUCGGACUAGGUACCAUGUACUAUGCUGUCGGGCUGGCAACGAUCCCGGCUGUGGUGUUGGUCGUACUGAGCGUUCUGGUGAAUUCCCCGGUGGCCAAAUUGCAGCACAAGUAUUUGACAGAGCUUAUGGUAACACAGGACAGAAUGCUGAGGGCUAUAACAGAAGCACUGACAAGUAUGAAAGUCUUAAAGCUCUAUGCUUGGGAAAUGCAUUUCAAGAAUGGAAUAGAAAGGCUGAGAGAAGAAGAGUUUAAAUGGCUAAAAUUGGUUCAAGUUCAGAAGGGCUAUUACAUGGUUCUGUUCUGGUCAUCUCCCAUCAUUGUUUCAGCAGUCACAUUCUGGGCUUGCUACGUUCUCCGAAUCCCUCUCAACGCUAGCAAUGUCUUCACGUUUCUCGCCACUUUUCGGAUCAUCCAGGAGCCUAUAAGGUCAGUCCCUGAUGUCCUCGGAGUAUUCAUCGAAGCCAAGGUCUCGUUCACCCGGAUUCUCAAGUUUCUCGAGGCACCCGAGUUACAACACAAAAGGCACAACGAGAACAAAUAUCGUGAUGAUCAAGAACCAGACUACUCGGUACUCGUGGAAUGCAACAGAAUCUCUUGGCAAGACUGUCCUGGAACAGCAACACUACAAGGCAUAACUCUUUGUGUUAAACCUGGCCAGAAGGUAGCCAUCUGCGGAGAGGUUGGCUCGGGCAAAUCAACUCUAAUCGCAGCAAUUCUCGGAGAAGUUCCAUUUCUUGAUGGCACUGUUCAAGUUCAUGGGAAGCUCACAUAUGUGUCUCAAAAUGCAUGGAUCCAAACCGGGACGAUUCAAGAAAACAUUCUAUUUGGUUCCAUCAUGGAUCAGCUAAAAUACGACGAGGUAAUUAAGAGGUCUUCUCUGGAGAAGGACCUUCAAAGGCUUCCUUUUGGCGACCAAACAGUGAUAGGCGAACGAGGAGUUAAUCUAAGCGGGGGGCAGAAGCAGAGAGUUCAGCUGGCACGCGCAUUAUAUCAGGAUGCAGACAUCUAUCUACUCGAUGAUCCAUUCAGCGCUGUCGAUGCACACACCGCGACAAGUUUAUUCAACGAAUAUGUAAUGGGAGCUCUUUCAAGAAAGACAGUCUUACUAGUAACUCAUCAAGUCGACUUCCUUCCAGCGUUCGAUUCUAUUUUGUUAAUGUCUGAAGGGAAGAUCUUAAAAGCAGACACCUAUGAUCAGUUACUCAUCUCUUGUCAAGAAUUUCAUAGCCUUGUCUGUGCACACAGAGAGACAGCAAAAUCUGAGACGAACGGAGGGUAUAGUACACGAAAGAAACCCAUAAACCGCGAAGAAGAAAGCAUUCAAAACAUGAUUUCAGAAGAUGAGCAAAUAGAAUCUACAGGGGAGCAGUUGAUCAAGCAAGAAGAAAGAGAAACAGGAAACACUGGUCUUAAGCCUUAUAAGCAGUACCUAGGCGAAAGCCAUGGCUUCUUUUACCUCUUAGUAGCGAUCAUCGCCCACUUGGCCUACAUGGUGGGGCAGCUGGAGCAGAAUCUAUGGCUAGCAGCCGAUUUGCAGAACCCCGAGAUGAGCAAAUUCAACCUUAUACUCAUAUACUCAGCCAUAGGAUUUGGUAUGUCAUUGACCUUGUUCCUUAGAUCAUAUGCUAUAAUUUCCUUAGGCUUAAGGAGAUCAAAAUCCAUAUUUGCUAAGCUAAUGGCCUCUCUUAUUCGAGCACCGAUGUCUUUCUACGAUUCCACCCCUCUCGGGAGAAUACUCAGCCGGGUAUCAUUGGAUCUUAGCGUUGUGGACCUCGAUUUGUCUUUUAGGUUCAGUCAAGCUGUUUCGGUCACCCUGACAACAUAUUUUAGCUUGGGAGCAUUGGCUGCUCUUACCUGGCCAAUCUUAAUAGUCAUCAUUCCAACGGUUUAUGUCACAAUCCUCUUACAGAGAUUCUACUUUGCAACUGCGAAAGAGCUGAUGAGGAUCGACGGGACAACCAAGUCUUCGGUGGCUAGCCAUCUGGCUGAAUCCGUUGCAGGAGCAACAACGAUUAGAGCAUUCGGGGAGGAGGAAAGAUUCUGCUCACAACAUAUGCACCUUAUUGACAAGAAUGCAAGUUCAACUUUCCACAGCUUUUCAGCCACCGAAUGGCUGAUCCAACGCCUUGAAAUGAUAUGCGCGGUUGUGCUAUCAUCCUCGGCUUUAGCCAUGACUUUACUCCCUUUCGAAGCUUCUAAAUCAGGAUACAUUGGCAUGGCUCUAUCGUACGCUCUCUCGUUGAACGUAAGCCUGGUUUAUGCAGUCCAGAAUCAGUGCAUGCUAGAGAAUUCAAUUGUAUCAGUGGAAAGGCUAGAACAGUACAUGAAUAUUCCCAGUGAGGCCCCAGAAAUAAUAGAAGGCAAUCGACCUGCACCCGAAUGGCCUUCCAUUGGUAAAGUGGAGAUUCAUGAUCUCAAGGUGAGAUAUCGAGACAAUUCGCCUCUGGUUCUCCAAGGCAUUAGCUGCACAUUUGAAGGAGGCUACAAAGUUGGCAUUGUAGGCAGGACAGGAAGUGGGAAAACAACUCUCAUCAGUGCCCUCUUUCGCCUCGUGGAGCCUACCGAGGGCAAGAUCAUCAUAGACGGUCUAAACAUCUCUGCACUCGGGAUCCAUGACCUCCGCUCAUCCCUGGCAAUCAUCCCACAAGACCCAACGCUCUUCACCGGGACAAUCAGACACAACCUAGACCCCUUGUCAGACCACACUGAUGACCAAAUUUGGGAGGUUCUUGGAAAAUGUCACCUCAGAGAUGCAGUUCAACAGAAGGAUGCUGGACUCGACUCUCCAGUGCUACAAGAUGGAUCAAACUGGAGCAUGGGACAACGGCAGCUAUUCUGCCUAGGACGGGCGCUGCUAAAACGAAGGAAGAUCCUAGUCCUAGAUGAAGCUACUGCAUCAAUAGACAACACAACUGAUUCGAUAAUCCAGAAAACGAUAAGGACAGAGUUUGCAGAUUGCACUGUGAUCACAGUAGCUCAUAGAAUACCUACUGUCAUGGACUGCACAAUGGUUCUUGCUAUAAGUGAUGGGAAGCUGGUGGAGUAUGACAGACCAAUGAAGCUUAUAAAUGAAGAAGGGUCAUUGUUUGGGCAGCUUGUUAAGGAGUACUGGUCUCGUUCUGGAAACAUGUAGGCCAAAACAGCAAAAAUUAGAAAUGCAGUACAAACAACAAAUGGUGUGCCUAAAUAUUUGAGUUUUGAUUUUGAAAGGGUAUUCAAUAUACAAUAUUAUUCUUUGGUUAUAAUAGAAUCUUGUAUGGGUUUUUGACAUUCAACAAUAAUGUGGUUCACCAAAACCACAUUUUCAAACAAA
Molecule: messenger RNA, 4667 nt
Organism: Ipomoea nil (Japanese morning glory)
Lineage: Eukaryota; Viridiplantae; Streptophyta; Magnoliopsida; Solanales; Convolvulaceae
Product: ABC transporter C family member 10-like
Exons: 11
Coding region: 150-4487 (1445 amino acids)
Biological process (GO): transmembrane transport
Cellular component (GO): plant-type vacuole; vacuolar membrane
Molecular function (GO): ATP binding; ABC-type transporter activity; ATP hydrolysis activity
Source: RefSeq, a predicted model, not a curated record